This is a messenger RNA of Hydra vulgaris (swiftwater hydra), 648 nucleotides long. The record is from RefSeq and is a predicted model, not a curated record. NCBI's taxonomy places the organism in Eukaryota, Metazoa, Cnidaria, Hydrozoa, Anthoathecata, Hydridae.
AUGAUAUCAACAAGGGAUAUGUUGAUAAAAUUAUGCAAUGAAGAAAAUGAAGAAAAUGUAGAAAAUGUAGAAAUAUCAACAAGUGAUACUUCUGCUGCUAUAAAUGGUCACUUUGAAGUAGUAAAAUAUUUACUUGAAAUAGGAUAUAAAGGUGACAAAUUAGCAAUUAGUUAUGCUGCUAUAAAUAACCACUUUGAAAUAUUAAAAUAUUUACAUGAAUUAGGGUAUAAAUGUUAUGAUUGGACUAUUGAUUGUGUUGCUAAAAAUGGUCAUCUUGAAGUAGUAAAAUAUUUACAUUCAUUAGGAUAUAAAGGUACAGAAGAUGCAAUAGAUAAAGCUGCAGAAAAUGGUCACCUUGAAGUAGUUAAAUAUUUGCAUGAAUUAGGAUAUAAAGGGUAUAAAAGUUCAACAUGUGCAAUAAAUAAAGCUGCAGAAAAUGGUCACCUUGAAGUAGUUAAAUAUUUACAUGAAUUAGGAUAUAAAUGUGACAAAUGGACAAUUAAUUCUGCUGCAGAAGAAGGUCAUCUUGAAGUAGUUAAAUAUUUACAUGAAUUAGGAUAUAAAGGUGAUAAAUGGAUAAUUUAUAUUGCUAUAGAAAAUAAUCACCUUGAAGUAGUAAAAUAUUUACGUUCUAUAGGAUAUAAAUAA